Pecten maximus is the source of this 1422-nucleotide messenger RNA. RefSeq names its product monocarboxylate transporter 12-like. The transcript is spliced from 6 exons. Gene Ontology annotation, biological process: monocarboxylic acid transport; transmembrane transport. The coding region runs from base 19 to 1422 and encodes 467 amino acids. NCBI's taxonomy places the organism in Eukaryota, Metazoa, Mollusca, Bivalvia, Pectinida, Pectinidae. Gene Ontology annotation, molecular function: monocarboxylic acid transmembrane transporter activity. The record is from RefSeq and is a predicted model, not a curated record.
UUCCAUUCCAUAUUUUAGAUGAAAUACUAUCUUGAUAUUGAAAAAGCUUCAACAAUUUCGGAUGAAAGAUUCACGGCUUCAAUGGGCGUAUCAGCAAACGGUGUCUUUACCGUUCUGAAUGGCGGACCCAACGAUCCGAAAUGUCAGCCUGAUCCGAAAUGCAAUACAUCAAAUGCGGCAGACGGCAGAUGGGGAUGGAUAGUGAUAUUUGCUUCAUUCAUGCACCAUGUUUUGUUGGAUGGAAUAACGUAUUCGUUUGGAAUCUUCUUUAAUGACUUUCUGGAAUAUUUUGGUGGCAGCAAAGGCAAAACACAGAUGCUUGGUUCUGUCAUCAGCGGUUACUACCUGUUCAUUGGUCCAUUGGUCGGAGUGAUAGAAAGCCGGUUCAAAUGUCGGAGAGUGGCUAUGGUUGGAGCUGUAGUAGCCAGUCUGGGACUGUUCCUCUCGACCUUCUCUCCAAACCUGGACAUCAUGAUUCUUCUGUACGGUAUUGUCGCGGGUACUGGCUUUGGACUCGUGUACGGACCUUCAAUAUUAAUAGUGAGUUACUACUUCAACAGACGCCGUGCCCUAGCUACAGGGAUAGCCGUAUGUGGGUCGGGUAUCGGCGGCUUCGUCUUUGCACCACUCGGUGCCCUGCUACUUGAGAUGUACGGCUGGAAAGGCGCCAUGUGGAUCAUCUCCGCGAUCGUAUUGAAUGGGGUUGUGUUUGCAGCACUUUACAGGCCAAUUCAGUCGGAACAGAAGGGACUACAUGAACGAACAAAAAUACCGGGAAAUAAUGAAAAUUCCCGCAUUAAUGAAUCUCGGUGUUCGUCUCUAAGACAGACAUUAGGGAUUUCAAUGUUAUCAAGUCCGUCCAUGGUUGUCUUCCUUGUAUCGAGUUUUCUGGUGUCCGCUGGCUUCUACAUUCCGUUCAAUUUCCUGCCAACGUUUGCUAAGGAGAUUGGACUAUCAGCCUCUGAAGGGGCCCUCCUCAUAUCCAUCAUCGGGAUAUUUAACACACUUUUGAGGGUUGUGAUUGGCAUUGUGUCAGAUCGGUCCUGGGCUGACUGUAUCCUGACCAAUGGUGUGGUUCUGGUAGUAGGGGGAAUAACAACCUUCUUCAUACCAUACUACACGUCCUUCUGUGCCCUAGCUGGUUAUUCCGCCGUCUUCGGAUCUGCAAUAGGGGUUUUCGUUCCACUGAGGUCAAUCAUUUUGAUAGAGCUGAAAGGAAUUGAGCAUCUAUCGACAGGAUUUGGUCUACUGACUAUGAGUAUUGGAGCUUCGAUAAUAAUAGGAUCGCCUGUGGCAGGAUUUUUUUCGGACAUGACUGGAGACCUUGAUAUCGUGUUUUAUCUAUCUGGUGCUACAAUAACGCUCGGGGGAGUGCUGUGUCUUCCUCUUCGACGAAUUAUGUACUGGGAGCUAAAGAAAUAA